AUGUUCUUUGGCUUCCGAGACGAAAAGCAUCAACGUUAUGGCCAUGUUGCUCCGAAGACAGUUCACGGCCGAAUAGUGACCAUUAUUUACGCAGUGCUGGGGAUCCCGCUAACCUUGCUUUGCUUAACCAACAUCGGCAACUUGAUGGCUGACGGGUUCCGUAUCCUCUACGGCAAGGUUUGCUGCGGGUUGUGCUGCCUGUUGUUCAAACCGCGGAGAUGUCUUACUACACGCAUUAUCUCCCCCUCUCUCUCUCUAUCUAUCUAUCUGUCUAUCACAGUCUGUUCAUAUCUAUCUAUCUAUCUAUCUAUCUCAAUCUGUUCAUAUCUAUCUAUCUAUCUAUCUAUCUAUCUAUCUAUCUAUCUCAAUCUGUUCAUAUCUAUCUAUCUAUCUAUCUAUCUAUCUAUCUAUCUAUCUAUCUAUCUAUCUAUCUCAAUCUGUUCAUAUCUAUCUAUCUAUCUAUCUAUCUAUCUAUCUAUCUAUCUCAAUCUGUUCAUAUCUAUCGAUAUCUUCUGUUCAUAUCUAUCUAUCUAUCUAUCUAUCUAUCUAUCUCUAUCUAUCUAUCUAUCUAUCUAUCUCAUCUGUUCAUUAUCUAAAUCUAUUCUUAUUUAUCUAUCUAUCUAUUUAGGUCUGUUCGUAUCUAUCUAUCUAUCAAAAUCUGCUCAGAUCUAUCACUGUCUGUUUCUAUCCGUCUCUCUGUCUCAAUCUAUUCAUAUCUAUCUAUUUAUCGAUCUAUUUAUCUAUCUCAGACUGAUUCACAUUUAUGUGUCUCUCUGUUUGCCUAUCUAUCCACCUCUCUAUGUAUAUCAGUCUGUUCAUAUUUAUCUAAGUCUGUUCAUAUCUAUCUAUCUAUCUAUCUAUCUAUCUAUCUAUCUAUCUAUCUAUUUCAGUCUGUUAAUAUCUAUCUAUCUAUUUCAGUUUAUUAAUAUCUAUCUAUCUAUCUAUCUAUCUAUCUAUCUAUCUAUCUAUCUAUCUAUCUAUCUGUCUAUCGAUCGAUCGAUCGAUCUAUAUAUCUAUUGCCUAUAUAGAAAAUUUGUCUUUCUCACACUACCUUCCUUUCUCCCUGCUUUCUGA
Messenger RNA from Acanthosepion pharaonis, 1074 nucleotides. The record is from the annotation of a GenBank genome assembly. NCBI's taxonomy places the organism in Eukaryota, Metazoa, Mollusca, Cephalopoda, Sepiida, Sepiidae.